UCACCGAUCCACGGAAAGAGCUGGAGAUGUUGGCUUGGUCAUGUGAUCAGCUGUGUCCAAUCACAACUGAUCACUGAUGAUCAGUGUGCCCUGAUAAUAUGUGUAGCCCCAGCAGUGCCACCUGUCAGUAUCCAUCAGUGCCAGCUCUCAGUGCUCAUCCAUGCCACCUGCCAGUGCCCAUCAGUGCCAGAUUUCAGUGCUCAUCAAUGCCACAUGUCAGUGCCCAGCUGAACUGCCUUUUAGUGCCACCUAUCAGUGCCACCUAUCAAUGCCAGUCAUUGCCACCUAUCAGUGCUGCCAAUCAGUGCCACCUAUCAGUGACAGUCAGU
This is a messenger RNA of Staurois parvus, 329 nucleotides long. Lineage: Eukaryota; Metazoa; Chordata; Amphibia; Anura; Ranidae. The record is from the annotation of a GenBank genome assembly.